AUAUGGCGGCGUCCUUCGAGCUACACUCGUAAAGAUAGCUAGCUGUUAUUCAGUUCACAUUAGAUCCAUUUCUUUUGUUAUAGAUUAAUAUAAAGGGCCAACAUGUUUGACAGACCACAGAAGAUGUUGUUUUUAGCGACGUUAUGGAGUUUGACGUAUUGUGCCGUCGGUAGUGAGAUCUCAGGUGCUUUAAAUGAUGUUUGGGGUUACACUGAGCCGUACCUGCUGGCUGUAUGGCAGAACAGGUUAUGUGUGUAUACUGCUGCCGCUGUUCUCAUAGGACUCUGGUUUACUGUGAAUGUAGCCUUCAGAAAGAAAGAAACUAUCAACCCUGUAAGUGCACAUCUUCAUAGCUCUGCGAAGAAGCAGGAGUUGUCACCUGAAACAGAGAAGGUUGUUCACGUUGCUGGAGUCCGGAUAUUUUAUGGAUCCCAGACUGGAACUGCAAAGGGGUUUGCCAGAGAGCUUGCUGAAAACGUCAGGGGUCAGGGGUUCGAGUGUGAAAUCACAGACAUGAAAGAAUAUGACCCCGACGACAGACUAGCAGAGGAAUGUUCCAGCAAGAUGAUCUGUGUGUUCGUUGUGGCCACGUACACUGACGGACAGCCCACCGAGAGCGCUGAAUGGUUCUGUAAAUGGCUCGAGGAAGCAUCCACUGAUUUCCGAUACGGCAAAACCUACCUGAAGGGAAUGAGAUAUGCCGUCUUCGGCCUGGGCAACUCCGUUUACGUCGGCCAUUAUAACACGGUCAGUAAAAACAUUGAUAAGUGGUUAUGGAUGCUGAGCGCCGCCCGGAUCAUGACCAGAGGGGAAGGUGAUUGCAACGUGGUGAAGAGUCGACACGGCAGCAUCCAGGCCGAUUUCCAAGACUGGAAAGCAAAGUUCCUGAGCCGUCUGCAGGCAUUUGCUAAGGGUGAGAAGAAAGUCUGCUCCGGGAAAUGCAAAAGCGACAGCUGCAAAAAUAAGAAUAAACAUAAGGAGGAGGCAGAGGACAGCCAGUCGCUCGCCCAGAAGAACAGCUCAGAGGAGGAGUUGAUGGAGUCCAGCAGUGAUGCUGAAUCCUCAGCUGAAGAAGAUAAGUCUCACGGCUCUCUCAUUGACAUGGAGGACCUCGGAAAUGUGAUGAACCGCAUGAAGAAAGCCAAGAAGAUGGAGGCGGAUGAGGAGAACUCCCAGAGGAUAAAGCUGUCAAAGCAGAACGGAGUGAGGAAGAGCGAGGCAGAGGAAGAGAGGAGAGAGAUGAUCACUCCGGCUUUGAGAGAUUCGCUCACUAAACAAGGGUAUAAACUAAUAGGCAGCCACUCGGGGGUGAAAUUGUGUCGUUGGACGAAGUCGAUGCUGAGAGGCAGAGGAGGCUGCUAUAAACACACCUUCUAUGGGAUUGAAUCGCAUCGUUGUAUGGAGACCACACCGAGCCUGGCGUGUGCCAACAAGUGUGUUUUCUGCUGGAGACACCACACCAACCCGGUGGGCACCGAGUGGCGCUGGAAAAUGGACCCGGCCGAGAAGAUCCUUCAGGAGGCGGUGGAGAACCACAGGAAUAUGAUUCGACAGUUCAGAGGGGUUCCAGGCGUGCGUCCCGAGCGUUUUGAUGAAGGGCUCACCGUAAAGCACUGUGCUCUGUCUCUGGUGGGUGAACCCAUCAUGUAUCCUGAGAUCAACACCUUCCUCCGACUCUUACACCAUCAGCACAUAUCCAGCUUCCUGGUGACCAAUGCACAGUUUCCAGAGGAGAUCAGGAAUCUGGUGCCCGUAACGCAGCUCUACGUCAGCGUUGAUGCCAGCACCAAAGACAGUCUGAAGAAAAUUGACCGUCCUCUCUUCAAAGACUUCUGGCAGCGCUUCCAGGACAGUCUGAGAGCUCUCGGUGAAAAGCAACAGCGGACCGUGUACAGACUGACUCUGGUCAAGGCCUGGAAUGUAGAUGAGCUUAAAGCCUACGCUGAUCUCAUUGCCCUCGGCCAGCCAGACUUCAUUGAGGUCAAGGGAGUGACGUAUUGCGGCGAGAGCUCGGCCAGCAGCCUGACCAUGGCCAACGUCCCUUGGCACGAGGAGGUCAUCCAUUUCGUGCAGCAGUUGGCCAACCUGCUCCCAGACUACGAGAUCGCCUGCGAACACGAGCACUCCAACUGUCUGCUGCUCUCGCAUCACAAGUUCAAAGUGGAUGGAGAGUGGUGGACGUGGAUCGACUACGAGCGAUUCCAAGAACUCAUUCAGGAAUAUGAGGAAAGUGGAGGCACCAAGAGCUUUUCAGCCAUGGACUAUAUGGCCAAGACCCCCAGCUGGGCCCUUUUUGGGGCCAGAGAGAGAGGGUUUGAGCCUUCGGACACACGGUUUCAGAGAAAGAACAAGACCAAAGAUAUCUCGGGGUGCUGAUGUUGAAUACUCGUGCUUUUCUCUUUUGCAUUCUGUAGGGGGACGUUUGUGUUUGAAUGUAUGGAGUAGACCACCUGUCUAUUCCAGAUUUAGGCUUUGUUUUUGUUUUCUGUUCUGUCUGUUGUUUUUAUUAAUAAAGGCCAGGCUGGGUUUGCUCUCUUAGCAACCAAGUUGCGAAGAGCAUAUCUACAACGUAAAACAUUUUCAAGUUGUUUUAAUAAAUGUUCGCUUUUUUGGUUUUAAAUGCAGUCAUGGUUAAUAAAGAAUUUCACUC
This is a messenger RNA of Triplophysa rosa, 2650 nucleotides long. It is a transcript of the gene tyw1, whose product is annotated as tRNA-yW synthesizing protein 1 homolog (S. cerevisiae). Lineage: Eukaryota; Metazoa; Chordata; Actinopteri; Cypriniformes; Nemacheilidae. The coding region runs from base 103 to 2376 and encodes 757 amino acids. The record is from RefSeq and is a predicted model, not a curated record. The transcript is spliced from 16 exons. Gene Ontology annotation, biological process: wybutosine biosynthetic process. Gene Ontology annotation, molecular function: catalytic activity; FMN binding; 4 iron, 4 sulfur cluster binding.